ACAUCGCCCCACUUGGUUUCCAUAGCAUCCGUUCCUGAAGAGCCCUAGAAAGGCCCUGGGUCAGGGCAAUCCGCCCAGCUCCCCUAGGAAGUUGGCGAGCAGGCUAGCCAAAAGCAGCAGUCUGGGUUCCUGAACUUCCUCUGUCCGUGGUGCUGAAAUGCUCAGCGGCGACACGCGCACCGACGGGCGCGGUCAGCUUUUUUGGAAAGUCCUCCCUGAUGCUGCCUAAAUCACAGCUGUGUGUCUGUUAUUCACUCACGUUCGUAAAAAGCAGCUAACCUCGGUCUUAAUUCGACUCUGCCACUCUGCCGCAGAGCACAGUUACGCCGGCGCGAUGGGAGGAGACGACGCUAAGGCAGGAAAGCUAACAGCAGCAUCGCUCACCUGAGGCCUGGGAAGCUCCCAGGGGUUCUGAGAGCUAUGAGCUCUGAUCAGCAAAGUCACCAUUUUAGACAGUAGGAUUCUUUUUGCUUUUUCCCUAAUACAAGGGUUCGAUGACGUUUCUGGUCCCUCUGAUUAAAAGCCAGCGGAUUCGAUUGCAAUAAGCCUUCAAAACCGGGAAUUUACGUUGUUUUUCGGUGAGUUGACUUCCAGAACAGGGACUCGUCAGCACCCGCCCAAAUACCACGGCACUGCGCGCGCCCUCGGCCACCGGAUCCUCCCCUUCCAAUGAGACUUUGUGACUCUGUGUACCAGUUCUCCUAUUAGGAAACCCGUGGGCUGCAUGCAGCUAUUCCGUUGUACUCCUCUCUCUCUCUUGCUCUCUCUCCUCUCUCCAACUCACAGCCUUGCUGGAAAGCUCACCUCUGUGUGCCGAGAAGAAAAAGCCCUACCUUAACCGACUAAGACUAUGCGCACAACUCGCCUUUCAUAGCCAUCACAGUUUAAAUCUGGCAAGAUUGGACACCAGUCUUUACAAGAAUGGAGUCGGUAAAACAAAGGAUUUUGGCCCCGGGAAAAGAGGGGAUAAAGAAUUUUGCUGGAAAAUCCCUCGGCCAGAUCUACAGGGUGCUGGAGAAGAAGCAAGACACCCGGGAGACCAUCGAGCUGACAGAAGAUGGCAAGCCCCUGGAGGUGCCUGAAAAGAAGGCUCCUCUGUGCGACUGCACCUGCUUCGGCCUGCCCCGCCGCUACAUCAUAGCCAUCAUGAGUGGCCUCGGCUUCUGCAUCUCCUUUGGCAUCCGCUGCAACCUGGGUGUGGCCAUCGUGGACAUGGUCAACAACAGCACCAUCCACCGCGGAGGCAAAGUUAUUAAGGAGAAAGCCAAAUUCAACUGGGACCCUGAAACCGUGGGGAUGAUUCAUGGCUCGUUCUUCUGGGGGUACAUCAUCACCCAGAUCCCGGGUGGAUAUAUCGCAUCGCGGCUGGCUGCCAACCGGGUCUUUGGGGCUGCAAUACUGCUCACCUCUACCCUCAACAUGCUAAUCCCGUCGGCAGCCAGAGUGCAUUAUGGAUGUGUCAUCUUUGUUAGGAUAUUGCAGGGCCUUGUGGAGGGUGUCACCUAUCCAGCCUGUCACGGGAUAUGGAGCAAGUGGGCCCCUCCUUUGGAGAGGAGUAGGUUGGCUACCACCUCCUUUUGUGGUUCCUAUGCUGGAGCGGUCAUUGCGAUGCCUUUAGCUGGUAUCCUGGUGCAGUACACUGGAUGGUCGUCGGUAUUUUAUGUGUAUGGAAGCUUUGGCAUGGUCUGGUACAUGUUCUGGCUUCUGGUGUCUUAUGAGAGUCCUGCAAAGCAUCCUACCAUUACGGAUGAAGAACGUAGGUACAUAGAGGAGAGCAUUGGAGAGAGCGCAAAUCUGCUCGGCGCAAUGGAAAAAUUCAAGACCCCAUGGAGGAAGUUUUUCACGUCCAUGCCCGUCUAUGCGAUAAUCGUUGCAAAUUUCUGUAGGAGUUGGACUUUUUAUUUACUGCUCAUCAGUCAACCAGCUUACUUUGAGGAAGUUUUUGGAUUUGAAAUCAGCAAGGUUGGCAUGCUGUCUGCGGUCCCACACCUCGUCAUGACAAUCAUUGUGCCCAUCGGGGGGCAAAUUGCAGAUUUUCUAAGAAGCAAGCAAAUUCUUUCAACAACUACAGUGAGAAAGAUCAUGAAUUGUGGUGGUUUUGGCAUGGAAGCCACCCUGCUCCUGGUUGUAGGCUACUCUCACACUAGAGGGGUGGCCAUCUCCUUCUUGGUGCUUGCAGUUGGAUUCAGUGGAUUUGCUAUCUCUGGCUUCAAUGUUAACCACUUGGAUAUUGCUCCAAGAUAUGCCAGUAUCUUGAUGGGCAUCUCAAAUGGCGUUGGCACACUGUCGGGGAUGGUCUGCCCUAUCAUUGUUGGUGCAAUGACAAAGAACAAGUCCCGUGAAGAGUGGCAGUACGUCUUCCUCAUCGCUGCACUGGUCCACUACGGUGGAGUCAUAUUUUAUGCAAUAUUUGCCUCAGGAGAGAAACAACCUUGGGCAGACCCUGAGGAAACAAGUGAAGAAAAAUGCGGUUUCAUUCACGAAGAUGAACUGGAUGAAGAAACAGGGGACAUCACGCAGAAUUACAUAAAUUACGGUACCACCAAGUCUUAUGGCGCCACCACCCAGGAGAAUGGAGGCUGGCCUAAUGGCUGGGAAAAGAAAGAAGAGUUUGUGCAGGAAGGAGCACAAGAUGCAUACAGCUAUAAGGACCAAGAUGAUUAUUCAUAACGAAGCUAGUUGCUCGAUUCAUUUUUAGUGUUGUGAUCAAAUUAAUUGUGAUUGCACAAAAUAAUUUUAAAAAUGUGGUGUGAACAUGUUAACAUAUCAACCAAGCAAGUCUUGCCGUUUAAAAAGAAAUAUGAAUUCAAAACAGACCAUGAGAUUCCCAUCAAGUGCAAUCUGUGGAAGUUGUCACGUUAUGUCAUUUCCAUUGAGGUUGUUCAUCCUUCCGUUUGUGAUUUAAAGGUUUACUGUAGAUAUAAGUAGGUGUUCGUUGGACCCAUCACCAUGGUAGAGAGCACAACUAAAAUAGUUGGCACGUGUCAUCCUACAGAAGUUAGGAAGCCAAAGCUACUUGAUCAUGCAAACUGCACUUAUUUAUUUAUUACACUGGACUGCAAAAUAUCCCAGGGAAAUCCUGUCUACAGACAUAGUGAGAUUGGAAAGCUGGUUAGAUCGGGUAUUGACUAUAAUCAUAUGUGUAUAUCAUGGGUUGGCUAUAUCUUUUCAUUGAAGAACUAUAUUGUAUACUAGCAGCUAGCAACUCGUACUGAAUUGUUACUAGGAGUGCACAGUGUGUGAUAUUUUGUGAUCUUCAAAAAGCUUAUCUUGCAGUGUUUUGUGAAAUGCUUGGACACAAACACUUAUUUUUUAUGAAAGAGAACUUGUAAAGGGAGGGGUAUGCUCCAUGCUCUCCCAUUCAUUACCUGACAGUAUCAAACCCCUCACAUUUCAAUGAAAUUCAACUUUCAUGUAACAUAUUACAUAACUUUUUUUGCAAAAAUCUAUAAGAAGAAAUAGACUUCAAUGUAUUUUUUAUUACAACUUUGUACUGGUUGUAACUUACAUUAGGAAAAAUUGAUUGAGAUAUAUAUAUAAAAUCAUAAAGAAUCUAAUAAAAUUUACUAUGAAGCUGUAGCCCUUAAAAUGCAAUAUUAACAACAAAAUAUAUAGAAAAUGAUUUAGAUAAUCUUCCUUGAUAGCUAGAGACUAUAUGAAACUCAUGCCACAAAGCUAUAUAUAACAUGAAAAGAUAAACAAUAGAGAUUCUAUAUGUAGACAAUUUUAUUAUCUAAUAUCCCAUUUAAGAGAUAUUUGUCUUGAGUAUAUAGGACAAAAUAUAUUGAAAUUAUAUCUAUAUCCCUGUAUAUCUUAUACAUAUCCACUCACACAAACAUAACAAAUACUUUUCACACAGAACCAAAAAUAGCAUACACCUAAUGUUGGGUUAGGGACUGCAAUUUCUACUUUCAUAGAGUCAUAGAAUUUUAGAUGGAAAAAAAGGCAUUUUGCUCGCCAUUUCUUAAUAUAUUUCAACAGGAACUGCAACAUUUGUGUACCAAGCAAUAAGUGCAAAGCUUAAAACCUCCUGUUUGUAAAUUACCCCCGUGUUGCUUGUGGUAGCAAUGAUUUAUUUCUUUUAAAGAAGCUAACAUCAGAAUUCUUGAUCGUGUUCUGCGGUGAUAAGAAUGCAUAUCCCAGUGUAACGCAAAGCGCCGCCCGGUGUGUUUCCGUGUCUGCUCUGGGUGUUUGAUCUGUUCAGUGUCCUGUGCUCUUGUCUGGAGGCCCUGCCGCUGCAAGUAGAACAUGAAGUUUGUUUCUAAACGCAAACCACUCCUGACCUUGAGAACCUGAAACUCCUCUCUGCUUUGUGUCUCCAAGUACUGUCAUGUGACCGUUGCCUUUGCUGUGCUGAGUAAAGAGAUGUGAGCUGUCAGUUUGUUGCUGCAAAACAAGUGUUAAUAAAAUGUUCUAUUUACCCUUUCGUAAAA
This is a messenger RNA of Peromyscus maniculatus bairdii (prairie deer mouse), 4433 nucleotides long. The record is from RefSeq and is a predicted model, not a curated record. NCBI's taxonomy places the organism in Eukaryota, Metazoa, Chordata, Mammalia, Rodentia, Cricetidae.